GUAGGUAAAUAUAAAAUUGAGACCUUUGACACGGCCAAAAAGACAUACAGUAUCAACCCGAAAAUGGGCAUCACAGUCCGAAUUCAGAAUCCAGAUGGUGAGAAGAUCAUGGACAAAGUGGUACAAAACUCGCCUGAGAAGUUCGCAUUCACCACGGUUGUUCCUGGAGAGCACUAUGUGUGUCUCUCAGCCGAUGCCGGAUGGAUCGGCCGGGGCGCGGCUAUUAAAGUUUACUUUGAUGUGGUGAUGGGUGAGGGUGCCAAUGACUACGACGAGAUUCGCCGCAAAGACAAAUUGGAUGACAUUCAACUGCGUGUGCGUCAAUUAUUGGACCAGAUCAAUCAGAUCUCCAAGGAGCAGGCGUACCAGAGGGUUCGUGAGGCUCGUUUCAGGCAUACGAGUGAAGCUACCAACAGCCGCGUCAUCUACUGGUCCUGUGCUCAAUUCGCAAUCCUGAUAGUGGCCGGUCUGUGGCAAACGCGCCACCUUCGAGGCUUUUUCGAGGCCAAGAAAUUGGUAUAGGCAGUCGAAGGGAUGCACAUCAAGCACACAUGUGAAGGGGUACAUAUCAGACACAGUACACAACUAGGAAUGAGGCUGUCAAUGGAAGUGCACAGAUGAUAUAUAUUGUACUGGAUGGACGUUUUCAGUAAAACGGGAUUAAACGGUACUACUAGGUAUUCCCUUGGUCUUGGAGUUCGGAGAGGAUUCAAUUGGGCGGUUACAGAUACUUGAGAAAACAAGAGUUGUCGGUUGAAGUGUAGUCAAGCUUCGUAUUCGGUUAGGUGGGAUACAGUACAGUGGUGCUGUUCAGGACCACCCACUUUGAUUGGACUGAGAUUCAGUUCAUAUUAAUUUUAUAUUGAUU
Messenger RNA from Sphaeroforma arctica JP610, 868 nucleotides. RefSeq lists its product as hypothetical. Lineage: Eukaryota; Ichthyosporea; Ichthyophonida. The coding region runs from base 64 to 522 and encodes 152 amino acids. Gene Ontology annotation, cellular component: COPII-coated ER to Golgi transport vesicle; Golgi apparatus; endoplasmic reticulum. The record is from RefSeq and is a predicted model, not a curated record. The transcript has 5 exons. Gene Ontology annotation, biological process: intracellular protein transport; Golgi organization; endoplasmic reticulum to Golgi vesicle-mediated transport.